Colletotrichum phormii is the source of this 1104-nucleotide messenger RNA. RefSeq names its product proteasome A-type and B-type. The record is from RefSeq and is a predicted model, not a curated record. Lineage: Eukaryota; Fungi; Ascomycota; Sordariomycetes; Glomerellales; Glomerellaceae. Gene Ontology annotation, cellular component: nucleus; proteasome core complex, alpha-subunit complex; proteasome core complex. The coding region runs from base 209 to 1021 and encodes 270 amino acids. Gene Ontology annotation, biological process: ubiquitin-dependent protein catabolic process; proteasomal protein catabolic process. The transcript has 5 exons.
CUUUCCCACGCCAGCAGGCGCCGAAGCUUCGUCAGACCUGCAGCCUGCCUCUCUCGACCUUACCUUAACUCACUACCUUACUCCAUCCACCCUCCACCGACCGCACCUCUUCAAUCACGGCGAUUGUCCCGCAACAUCGAAACAUAUCGCCAAUCCGUAUACCACCACACACAUACCCAAUAAUCCGUCACUAAAUCAGCCCGUCACCAUGGCUUCAGGAUACGACAGAGCGUUGUCCGUCUUCAGUCCCGAUGGACACGUUUUCCAGGUCGAGUACGCUGGCGAAGCUGUCAAGAGAGGAACGUGUGCGGUCGGCGUCAAGGGAACAGAUGUCGUCGUCCUCGGAUGCGAAAAGCGAUCAGCCAUGAAGCUGCAAGAUACCCGAAUUACCCCCUCCAAGAUCCAGCUCCUCGACACCCACGUCUGCCUGGCGUUCGCCGGAUUGAACGCCGAUGCUCGUAUCCUCGUCGACAAGGCGCGGUUAGAGGCACAGUCCCACAGACUGACCGUCGAAGACCCCGCCUCCAUCGAGUACAUGACCAAGUACGUUGCUGGUGUUCAGCAACGGUACACACAGAGUGGUGGUGUCCGUCCCUUUGGCAUCAGCACCUUGAUUGUCGGCUUCGACAGCGGCAGCAAGGUCCCCCGCCUUUACCAGACCGAGCCCUCUGGCAUCUUCUCCGCAUGGAAAGCCAACGCCAUCGGCCGUUCCAGCAAGACCGUUCGCGAGUUCCUCGAGCGCAACUACAAGGAGGAAAUGGACAGAGAGGCUACCAUCCGACUCGCCAUCAAGUCUCUUCUCGAGGUUGUCCAGACUGGAGCCAAGAACAUUGAGAUCGCGUUGAUGGCACCGGGCAAGACGAUUGAGAUGCUUCCCGUAGAGGAGAUUGAGAACCACGUCAAGAGCAUCGAGCAAGAGAAGCAAGAGGAGGCGGCCAAGAAGAAGACUGGACGCACACCCGGCACCGGAAGCGCGGCGAUCCUCACGAGAGGCUCGGGCUCGGGUGACGGUGAUGAGUAAGGGAAUGGACUAGGCGUUGCGGCUCGCGGAUAGACGACACUCAUGAGGGUAUCUGACCAAAUACCAAUGUAUUACCACCUUUA